This is a messenger RNA of Radiomyces spectabilis, 1886 nucleotides long. Its product is annotated as WD40-repeat-containing domain protein. The transcript is spliced from 15 exons. Gene Ontology annotation, molecular function: protein binding. The coding region runs from base 143 to 1474 and encodes 443 amino acids. The record is from RefSeq and is a predicted model, not a curated record. NCBI's taxonomy places the organism in Eukaryota, Fungi, Mucoromycota, Mucoromycetes, Mucorales, Radiomycetaceae.
CUUCAUUUCCCUACGUUUUUCAUUCGCAUUAUUGGCCCUUUUUUUUCUUUUAUUCAACCGACCGACCACUUCGACUGUUGCUCAAGCUUGUUACUGUAAAACGUCACCUUAAACUUGUUCAGUAACACAUUCGCCAAACACAAUGAAUCCGAAUGCAGAAUUUCAACCGUUUUCUCAUGAAUACUCUGCCGAUGACUUUUACACUGUAUCGACGGACGCUCACCUUGAUGCUACUCCUGUUGAUUACCAUUAUGCAAUCGAACCCGAUGAUCUGGAAGACGAGCAACAAGAACGGGACGCCGUCACCCAGACAAUGUACGCCAACGGCAUUGAUAUGCAAGGCAUUCGUUGGAACAAGCAAGGGAUAGCAAGGGAAGCCUACCGCGAACAAAGGUCAAAGCAAUACAUCAACUAUCUCAGCCUUAAAAAGGACGAUGAGGAUGAUACCAUCGAACACAAGAUCAGAACUCAAAAAUUGAACACUGUGCGUCAACAUGAUGUAUAUUAUAAUUUCAAGUUUAGCAAGUUGAGCGAGCGUUGCAGUAUUGGUCAUUUUCAACUACGGAACCUUUUGUGGGCCACCAGCAAGAAUUACGUUUAUUAUACCAGUAAUGAUUGUAUUCGACAAUGGUGCCCAUCUCUGCGGCAAAGCCGGAACGUUCUCGAUUUAACAGUCGCGAAUAUUCCCGGAAGUCUGGCGGUCAAGAUCAGCAGCAUGGCGUGUGCACACGACAUCUUACUGGUGGGCGGAUUUAUGGGGGAAGUGGUUUGCAAGCGUCUCGAUGACAUCAAUAGCAAUAUGCAUUAUGGGCGUAUUACGGAUCACACCAAUGGGAUUGCCAAUCACAUCGCCAUCAUUCCCGGGAAAGCACGAGGAACAAAGGCUAUCAUAUCGAGUAAUGAUCAGCAUGUACGGUUCAUGAACCUCGAUACCAUGGCGAUAGAAACCAAUUUAGAAUUCCCAUUUCCUGUCAAUUGUGCAUCGCUGGCGCCGGAUCAGCAGCUACUCUGUAUCGUGGGGGAUUCAACCGAAACAAGAAUCGUAGACACCUGCAGCAGGACAACCGUCAUUACACUAGAUGAACAUCAUGAUUUCUCAUUUUCAUGUUGUUGGAGCCCAAAUGGAUAUACAUUGGCGACGGGGAAUCAGGAUAAGACGACACGGAUAUAUGAUAUUCGAAAUCCUUCCAAAGCACUGCAUGUGCUUGGAGCCAAAAUUGGUGCGGUCCGAUCGCUCCAUUUUUCAAAUAAUGGAAAAUAUCUGGCGGCAGCGGAACCGAUUGACUUUGUGCAUAUAUAUGAAACUUCAACAUUCACAUCGAGUCAGGUGAUUGAUAUGUUUGGUGACAUUGCUGGAAUCGCUUUCACGCCGGACGACGAGAGUUUUUAUAUUGCGAAUACGGACGACCGCGUGGGCGGUCUCUUUGAAUUCCAGAGGCGAUCUUCGCAGUUUGACGCUUCUCUUUUCUACUGAAUCAUCCAUCUGCUCUGUUUCUUCUACCAUAGCCAUAUUGUGUGCGACAUACUUUCCAGGUUCAUAAAACUGUACAUUUUAUUACCUUCCAUCCUACUUUAUUUCAUUCUUCCUUUAUUUAGAUACAAUGCUUCUUAUGGCCAUACCAUUGAUCCUAUUCUUUUUUGUGGGAAUAAAAAACAGACAUAGUGCAGCUCAUGGUUAGCCGUAAAAAAUGGAAUAUUUGCAAGUGAAGUAGGGCUUCAGUCCAUGGCGGAGAAAAAGGGCCUACAAUUAUUUUGUUAACUGAGCUGUGGUGGACUUUAUGCGAACCGGCAGUGGCACAUGAUCUGGCCCAAAAUGGAAUUUCACUAGAGGUUCUAUUCUCCGACGGGUUAGUGCAUUCACUCAGAUCUCAGAUAUUCAGCAUCAC